This is a messenger RNA of Cylindrotheca closterium, 822 nucleotides long. The record is from the annotation of a GenBank genome assembly. Lineage: Eukaryota; Bacillariophyta; Bacillariophyceae; Bacillariales; Bacillariaceae.
AUGGCGUGCAAGAAAUCUAGUAGUAUUAAUACUCCUAGUACUACUCCUAGCGCCCUUUCCAGCAAACUCGCCGUCCUGGAUUUCGACGACCCCGAAUCAUUGGCUUUUCACUAUCCACUUUUGCCUCAUUGUGGAACGGACAGGGGCGUCCCAACACACUUUCUGGGGCUCGAUACUGACUUUGAAAACGUCGACAAGAAAAUAAAGCAGUAUCGCAAGUUGAACGACCAACAACAAGCGAUUCAGCGCCAGAAGUGGACGGAGAUGGAAGACUGGGAGAAAGAAACUUUCCUAAACAGAAUCGAUGAGCUCAAACGUAUGCAGCAGGAUUUACAAAACAAGCGUGCCUUCUUUCAUCCACUCUCUCGUCGCAAGAAGCGAAAGACCAAUUUUGACCGACGAGCAGCCGAAAUUGAAACGCUUAUUGGGCCUCCCGGAAACCGCUCGGUCGGAAUCUUCUCUUCCAAAGCCGAACGAGACGCAUUGGUAGAAUGGAGGAUGGAAACUACCCAUCAUGUUCCGUCCACAGCUUCUACUCACUCGAUGGGAGCGCACGCAAGAACCGUUUCACAGCAAUACGACAAUACCAGCCAGCAAGCUAUUGAUGAGAUGCUACUCAAGGCCGCGACUGCCAUUGACACGGUAUUUUUGGAUUCUGGCAAUCCCACUCUACCCAAAAUCUCCAUUGGAUUGUUUGUCUUGAAUGAGAUUCGAUUGCCGUGGACAGGCGGCACUGUCGACCGGAACUGUGACAACAACAACAACAACAACAACAAUGAUGAUCUUCACAAUAGGGCUGAGAAACCCCAGUUUACUAUAUAG